Molecule: messenger RNA, 2502 nt
Organism: Salvelinus sp. IW2-2015
Lineage: Eukaryota; Metazoa; Chordata; Actinopteri; Salmoniformes; Salmonidae
Product: neuronal PAS domain-containing protein 4A-like
Biological process (GO): regulation of transcription by RNA polymerase II
Molecular function (GO): protein dimerization activity; DNA-binding transcription factor activity, RNA polymerase II-specific; RNA polymerase II transcription regulatory region sequence-specific DNA binding
Source: RefSeq, a predicted model, not a curated record
AUGUAUCGGUCCACAAAAGGAGCCUCAAAGGCUCGGAGGGAUCAAAUCAACGCAGAGAUUCAGAACAUCAAGGAACUGUUGCCCAUUUCUGAUUCGGACAAAGCUCGACUCUCCUACCUACACAUCAUGUCACUUGCCUGCAUGUACACCCGCAAGUCUGUAUUAUUCUCUCAAGACGCUCUUCAAGACGAGACCACGGACUUAAUAUUGUUUCAGGAGCUGUCAGGGCUGAUGCACGAAUUGUCAGGUUUCAUGAUACUCCUAACAAGCGAUGGAAAACUUCUGUAUCUAUCAGACAACGUCGCAGACCACCUCGGGCAUUGCAUGGUGGACCUGGUUGCCCAGAGUGAUAGUGUGUAUGAUAUCAUUGAUCCUAUGGACCACUUUGUCAUAAGGAGCAACCUUGCAGGUCUACCGAUGACCACUACUGACACAGACAAGUUAUUUCGAUGUCGCUUCAAUACUACAAAGUUCAUCCGGCGACAGGGUGCGGAGAACAAGUUGAUGCUAGUCAYAGCUCGCUGCCUCACCCCACCUUGCCCUGUCUCUGCAUACUGGACCUCCAACCCAGUAUGGGUGUGUUUCUGUACCCCUCUGAAGACAAAAACGCCUUACCUUACAAUCGCCAAGAGUGCCCCCCUCACCCCACCCCCUGAGCAGUCCUUCCUACUGGCUUGUUUCCACUCUCAACACCACAGGGACAUGAGGCUUUGGGAUGCCCAGGACAGUGUGAGUGUGUACCUGGGCUACGAUGUGGAGUUUCUACGCUCUCGCUCCUGGUACAGCCUGGUCCAUCCCAGGGAUCUCUCCCAUGCCUCUACACAGCACUGUCUCCUAUUGAGUGAAGGAGAGGGGAGGCAGGUGGACAUGGUGGUGCAGGUGGAGGCAGCAGACCACUCAUGGGUCUGGCUCUAUAUGGUCCUCCAGCUGAACAUCGACGAAAACACCAUCAGCUGCCACAACUACAUCAUCAGUGAGUCAGAGGCGUGUUCAAUACGCCAGCAGAGCUCUUGUGAGGUGCUCAUGCAGCCAGUUGGUUAUGGUCCUCGGUCCAGUCUGUUGUCUCUGGAUGAAGAGAACUUCCCCCAGACACAUGGAGGACAACACCAGUGGGAACCAAAGACCAGCCUUCUCUCUGUUGGACCAACCACUUCUGCCUCACUGACUGACACUAAGUCUGAUAUUCUGACUCAAAGAAUUACCUCUCACCUAACCAAUAUGUCAGAACCCCUCCCCUCCUCCCUCACCAAGCCCCUCGCCCCUCUUACUAUGCCCCACCCUCAACAGAUGGGGGAGUGUGCAUGCACUCCCCCGUAUACCCCUCAUCUUGCUAGUGGAAGUUUUCCUUUUGUGGAGAAACUGCAACUCAGUUUUGAUUCUUUCAAUGCAGCUGUGUCCUGCCCAAUGGCCCAUGAGGUUAUUAACCCAGCACAUAGUGCACCAGCCUUCUCCCAGGUCCUCUAUUCCGAGCAUCCUCAGGUCCUCUUCCCGGCAGAGCCCCGUGGAAAGCUGCCCCCCACCACCAAUAGUUUUGGGGGAGAUGAAUGCUCCAUCAUGGGCCUGCCACAGAUUAGUGGUCCCUUGUAUGUGGAUGUUCCCCACAGGCCCUUCCGUGGUCCUCUGAAUGAGCUCCUCCUAACUCCAGAGGCUUCCCCCACACAUCCUCCCUGCUCCUUCUUCUCCACGGAGAAAGAGCAGGAGCGAGAGAGGGAGGACAUUUCUCUCUUGGCUAAAUAUAUUAGCUCUUUAGCUGAGGGAUUCUAUUGUGACCCUCUUCUCCCCAGAAUAACCCCACCCACCUUCUCGUCUUCACCCAGUCUUCAGGCCACAUCCCAGAAUCCCUCUCCUCCUUGCGGAGCUGAGUGUCCGCCCUGGAGGGGGCUAGACCCGCCCCUUAGCCGAGAGGAUAUCUCUCUGUAUGAGGAGAGUAUGGCUCUAGAGAGCCUAAUUGAGGAGCUCUCAACUUUCCCUUUGUCCCCCUCUUCAUGCUCCUCUCCUCCCUCUUCCUCCUUUAAGUCCUCCCCUCCAUGCUGGCCACUCACCCCAGUGAGCAGGUGUAACCCCAGCCUCUUCAAGGGUGAAUCUUCAAUUGGUGUAAACCACUUCUGUAGCGUCCAGUCGACGCAGUGUAACUACAUGGCAGUGGGUGGAGCUAUGAUGGCCGUCGGGGCAGGGAUUAAGAGAGACAUGGAGGAGUCAUCUGAGAGUGAGAUGGAUACGGACGUGUCAGUGGAGCCUCUAUUGUCGCUACCAUCAUCAGCCAUCGCUCUCACAGCCUCUCAGGAGUGUGCCUCUGCCUUUGUCCAUCCGGCUCCCACCAUCGGUUUGCCCCAUGCCCAGUCCCUUCUGGAGGAACUGGAUACCAUGGAAUCUGUGUUUGAGGCAGAUGCCUCUUUCAACCCGUCUCGGGGAGACAACCUGAGUUGUAUCAACUCCCACUCAACCAUACAUUCACAAAGCUUCCACCAAGAUGGAAACCUGCGUGACCCUCUUCUAAAAUAA